Fukomys damarensis (Damara mole-rat) is the source of this 869-nucleotide messenger RNA. It is a transcript of the gene Pdc, whose product is annotated as phosducin. The record is from RefSeq and is a predicted model, not a curated record. NCBI's taxonomy places the organism in Eukaryota, Metazoa, Chordata, Mammalia, Rodentia, Bathyergidae. Gene Ontology annotation, biological process: regulation of G protein-coupled receptor signaling pathway. The transcript has 4 exons. The coding region runs from base 81 to 812 and encodes 243 amino acids.
CAGGGAUUUUCACUCACAGAACACAAUCAAGGACACCAGCCACAGAGACCUAAACUAUCGUGUCAAAUCCAGUCCCUAAAAUGGAAGAAGCCAAAAGCCACAGAUUGGAGGAAGAUUUUGAAGGACAAGCCACACAUACAGGACCCAAAGGAGUAAUAAAUGAUUGGAGAAAGUUUAAGCUAGAGAGUGAAGAUAGUGAAUCAAUCCCACCUAGCAAGAAGAAGAUUCUCAGACAAAUAUCUUCUCCUCAGAGUAGAGAUGACAAAGACUCAAAAGUCAGCAGAAAGAUGAGCAUACAAGAAUAUGAACUUAUCAAUCAAGACAAAGAAGAUGAAAACUGCCUUCGUAAAUACAGGAGACAGUGCAUGCAAGAUAUGCAUCAGAAGCUGAGUUUUGGGCCUAGACAUGGGUUUGUGUAUGAGCUAGAAACUGGGGAGCAAUUCCUAGAAACAAUUGAAAAGGAGCAGAAGAUCACGACAAUUGUUGUUCACAUUUAUGAAGAUGGCAUUAAGGGCUGUGAUGCUCUAAACAGUAGUUUAAUAUACCUUGCAGCAGAAUACCCUAUGGUCAAGUUUUGUAAAAUGAAAGCUUCCAAAACAGGUGCUGACGACCGUUUUUCCUUAGAGGUACUCCCCACACUGCUUGUCUACAAAGGCGGAGAACUCAUAAGCAAUUUUAUUAGUGUUGCUGAACAGUUCACUGAAGAAUUUUUUGCUGCGGAUGUGGAGUCUUUCCUAAAUGAAUAUGGAUUACUACCAGAAAGAGAAAUGCAUGCCCUUGAGGAUACCAAUAUGGAAGAAGAUGUUGAAUAAAGAGUCACUAAAUCAAUAUCUCAUAUUUAUCCUUUACACACUGAACAUUGAUUUCUG